This is a messenger RNA of Echinops telfairi (small Madagascar hedgehog), 5292 nucleotides long. RefSeq names its product collagen type IV alpha 1 chain (gene COL4A1). The record is from RefSeq and is a predicted model, not a curated record. The transcript has 52 exons. Gene Ontology annotation, cellular component: collagen trimer. NCBI's taxonomy places the organism in Eukaryota, Metazoa, Chordata, Mammalia, Afrosoricida, Tenrecidae. Gene Ontology annotation, molecular function: extracellular matrix structural constituent. Bases 1 to 5022 code for a protein of 1673 amino acids.
AUGGCGCUCCGGCUCAGCGUCCGGCGGCUGCUGCUGCUGCUGCUCGCCGGCCUGCUGCUCCACGAGGAGCGCAGCCGAGUGGCUGCGAAGUUCCAGGGUGACUGUGGUGGUUCUGGCUGUGGAAAAUGCGACUGUCAUGGAGUGAAAGGACAAAAGGGUGAAAGAGGCCUCCCGGGUUUACAAGGGGUCAUUGGGUUUCCCGGAAUGCAAGGGCCCGAAGGGCCACAUGGGCCACCAGGACUCAAGGGCGAUGCUGGAGAACCUGGAUUGCCAGGGACAAAAGGGACAAGAGGACCUCCGGGAACAUCCGGUUACCCAGGAAACCCGGGACUUCCUGGUAUUCCUGGCCAAGAUGGUCCACCAGGUCCUCAAGGUAUCCCGGGAUGCAACGGCACCAAGGGCGACAGAGGGCCUCUUGGGCCUCCGGGUUCCCCUGGAUACGUUGGAAAUCCCGGACCUCCAGGGCCGCAAGGAAUGAAGGGUGAGCCAGGCCAAAUACUUGGCCAUGUUCCUGGGACACUGUUGAAAGGUGAACGAGGGUAUCCGGGGCCUCCAGGAACACCAGGUUUACCUGGAAUCCCAGGAUUACAAGGUCCCGUCGGUCCUCCGGGAUAUUUGGGCCCACCAGGUCCCCCAGGCCCCCCUGGCCCUCCAGGUGAAAAGGGGCAAAUGGGCCUAGGUUUUCAAGGACCAAAAGGCGAAAAGGGGGAUCGGGGCGUCAGUGGACCUCCGGGAGAACCAGGACAAGCUCAAGUUCAACCGAAAGGAGACUUUGCUACAAAGGGAGAAAAGGGUCAAAAGGGUGAAAUUGGAUAUCCGGGGAUGCCUGGGGCUGGCGAGAAAGGGGAACCCGGGAAACCAGGCCCCCGUGGAAAACCUGGAAAGGAUGGUGAAAAAGGAGAAACAGGGAGUCCAGGUUUGCCCGGUGAAUCAGGCUUCCCAGGACUUUCUGGCCAACCGGGUUUAAAGGGAGACAAAGGUGAAGCCGGCCCCCCAGGCCCGCCUGGCAUCGUCAUCGGCACAGGACCACUUGGAGAAAAGGGAGAAAGAGGUUCCCCAGGAAUCCCAGGGAACAGAGGGCUGCCAGGUCCCAAAGGUUUCCCAGGAACACAAGGUCCACCAGGCCCUCCAGGCUUCCCUGCGCCAGGACGGCCCGGUGCUCCUGGCAUCCCUGGCAAUAGAGGAGAAAAGGGUGACCAAGGAUUUCCAGGUUUGUCUUUACCUGGACCAAGUGGAAGAGAUGGAAUCCAAGGUCCUCCUGGACCCCCUGGGCCCCCUGGACAGCCAGGCCAUACAAAUGGAAUUGUGGAAUGCCAGCAGGGACCACCAGGUGAUCGGGGUCCUCCUGGAAGUCCAGGGAACCAAGGCUUUACUGGGGAAAUUGGAGAGAAAGGUCAGAAAGGAGCGAGCUGUGUGGAGUGUGUUGGCGGAGGAAUCCAGGGGCCUCCAGGGCCACAGGGGCCCGCAGGAGAAAUAGGUUUCCCAGGACAGCCCGGGCCCAAGGGGGACAGAGGCACACCUGGAAGGGACGGGCUGGAGGGGAUGCCGGGGCCACAAGGCUCACCGGGGCUCAUAGGCUAUCCAGGAGCUAAGGGAGAACCAGGGGAGUUGUUGUUUGACAUGAGACUCAAAGGUGAAAAAGGAAACCCAGGAUUUCCAGGGCAGCCCGGGAUGCCUGGAAGAGCAGGGUCCCCUGGAAAAGAUGGCUAUCCGGGUCUUCCUGGCCCCAAAGGCUCACCGGGUUCAAUAGGCUCCAAAGGAGAACGCGGCCCUCCCGGAGGAGUUGGCUUCCCUGGAAGUCGCGGGGAUAUCGGCCCUCCUGGUCCACCAGGGUUUGGUCCUAAGGGCCCAAUUGGAGACAAAGGAGAAGCAGGCUUUCCUGGAAACCCUGGAUCCCCAGGCCUCCCAGGCCCAAAGGGUGAAGCAGGCAAGACCGUACCUUUACCUGGACCUCCUGGAGCUGAAGGGUUCCCAGGGUCCCCGGGUUUACAAGGACCCCAAGGUGACAGAGGAUUUCCUGGAACCCCAGGGAGGCCAGGACUCCCAGGAGAGAAGGGUACUGUUGGCCAGCCAGGCAUCGGAUUUCCAGGACCUCCGGGCCCCAAAGGUGUUGAUGGCCUGCCAGGAGAUGUGGGUGCUCCAGGGACUCCAGGUCGCCCAGGAUUGGAUGGCUUACCUGGUGGCCCAGGUGUGCCGGGGCAAAAGGGAGAGCCUGGAGUUGGUCUACCAGGACUGAAAGGAUUGCCAGGUCUGCCUGGCAUUCCCGGCACACCCGGAGAAAAGGGGAAUGUUGGUCAACCAGGCAUUCCUGGAGAACAUGGUGCCAUUGGCCCUCCCGGGCUCCAGGGAAUCAGAGGUGAACCUGGAGCUCCAGGAUUACAAGGCCCCAAGGGAUCUGUGGGUGCUCCAGGAGCAGGGCCCCCUGGUGCCAUGGGCCCCCCAGGAGGACAGGGGCCACCAGGAUCAAUAGGCCCUCCCGGAAUCAAAGGAGAGAAGGGUUUCCCUGGAUUCCCAGGAUUGGACAUGCCGGGCCCAAAAGGAGAUAAAGGGUCGCAAGGACUUCCCGGAUUAACUGGACAGUCGGGGCUCCCUGGCCUGCCUGGACAACAAGGAACUCCUGGUCUUCCAGGGUUUCCAGGUUCCAAAGGAGAAAUGGGCGUCAUGGGGACCCCUGGGCAGCCCGGCUCUCCCGGACCAGCGGGCACUCCAGGGUUACCCGGUGAAAAAGGGGACCUUGGCUUCCCAGGCUCCUCAGGACCCAGAGGAGACCCUGGCUUCAAAGGUGCUAAAGGAGAUAUCGGUCUUCCUGGAAAACCUGGGUCAAUGGAUAAAGUGGACAUGGGCAGCAUGAAGGGGCAGAAGGGCGACCAAGGGGAAAAAGGACAAGUGGGGCCAAUUGGUGAUCGAGGAUCCAGAGGAGAUCCUGGAACUCCAGGAAUGCCUGGAAAGGAUGGACAAGCUGGGUAUCCCGGGCAACCAGGGCCUAAAGGCGAUCCUGGUUUAAGUGGGACCCCAGGUGCUCCAGGACUUCCUGGACCGAAAGGAUCAGUCGGUGGAAUGGGCUUGCCAGGAUCACCUGGAGAGAAAGGUGUGCCUGGAAUUCCAGGCCAACAGGGUGCCCCUGGCUUGGCUGGAGAAAAAGGCGCCAAAGGAGAGAAAGGGCUGGCUGGUCAACCUGGCAUUGGUAUUCCUGGUCUACCUGGAGUCAAGGGAGACCCAGGUUUGACAGGUUUCCCAGGAAGCCCUGGGGAGAAGGGAGAGAAAGGCAGCACCGGCAUUCCAGGCAUGCCAGGGACCCCCGGCCCGAAAGGAUUGCCUGGGAGCGUAGGCUACCCAGGAAGCCCGGGAUUGCCUGGAGAAAAAGGUGACAAAGGAUUCCCAGGCCUGGAUGGUAUCCCCGGAGUCAAAGGAGAAGCAGGUCUUCCUGGGAAGCCUGGCGCGACAGGCCCAGCUGGCCAGAAGGGGGAGCCCGGGAGUGAUGGAAUCCCUGGAUCAGCGGGAGAGAAGGGAGAACCAGGUCUACCAGGAAGAGGAUUCCCAGGGUUUCCUGGAGACAAAGGAGAAAAAGGGUCAAAGGGUGACGUGGGUUUCCCAGGAUUGGCUGGAACUCCUGGAAUUCCUGGGCCCAAAGGAGAACAAGGAUACAUGGGUCCUCCCGGGCCACAAGGACAGCCAGGAAUCCCCGGUGCUCCAGGACAACCCGUGGAGGGACCCAAAGGAGACCGUGGACCUCAGGGCCAGCCUGGCCUGCCAGGGCAUCCGGGACCCAUGGGGCCCCCAGGGCUCCCAGGGCUUGAUGGACUAAAAGGUGACAAAGGAAGUCCAGGCUGGCCAGGAGCUCCUGGUGUGCCAGGACCCAAGGGAGACCCAGGAUUCCAAGGCAUGCCUGGUAUUGGUGGGUCUCCAGGAGUCACAGGUGCUAAGGGUGAUGUGGGACUUCCAGGUGUCCCAGGAUUCCAGGGUCAGAAAGGUCUCCCAGGAAUCCAGGGAAUUAAAGGGGAUCAAGGAGAUCAAGGAUUUCCUGGAGCUAAAGGUCUGCCAGGUCCCCCUGGCCCCCCGGGUCCUUACCAGGUCAUCAAAGGUGAACCAGGGCUUCCUGGUCCUCAGGGUCCAGCAGGUCUGAAGGGACUUCAGGGACCUCCAGGCCCUAAAGGGCAGCAAGGUGUGACCGGAUUGGAGGGUUUGCCUGGACCUCCGGGGGCUCCAGGCUUUGAUGGCUCCCCUGGCCAUAAAGGAGAGAUGGGACCUUUUGGGCCUCCAGGUCCAAGAGGGUUUCCUGGUCCACCAGGCCCUGAUGGGGCACCAGGAUCCAUGGGUCUCCCAGGGACCCCCUCUGUUGACCAUGGGUUCCUGGUGACCAGGCACAGUCAAACAAUAGAUGAGCCGGCAUGUCCUCCUGGAACCAAGAUUCUUUACAGUGGGUACUCUUUGCUCUACGUGCAAGGCAAUGAGCGAGCCCAUGGCCAGGACUUGGGUACGGCUGGCAGCUGUCUGCGCAAGUUCAGCACCAUGCCCUUCCUGUUCUGCAACAUCAACAACGUGUGCAACUUUGCAUCCCGGAAUGACUAUUCCUACUGGCUGUCAACUCCAGAGCCCAUGCCCAUGUCCAUGGCACCCAUCGCUGGGGACAAUAUUAGGCCGUUCAUUAGCAGGUGUGCUGUGUGUGAGGCCCCCGCCAUGGUGAUGGCAGUGCACAGUCAGACCAUCCAGAUCCCACAGUGUCCCAGUGGCUGGUCUUCCCUUUGGAUUGGCUACUCCUUUGUCAUGCACACCAGCGCUGGUGCCGAAGGUUCUGGCCAAGCCCUCGCCUCACCCGGCUCCUGUCUGGAAGAAUUUAGAAGUGCACCAUUCAUUGAGUGCCACGGCCGCGGAACUUGUAACUACUACGCAAAUGCUUACAGCUUUUGGCUUGCCACGAUAGAGAGAAACGAGAUGUUCAAGAAGCCGACCCCGUCGACCUUGAAGGCAGGAGAGCUGCGUACCCAUGUGAGCCGCUGCCAAGUUUGCAUGAGAAGAACAUAACGAAGCCCGACCCUCAGCUAAAGUCACAAUAUGGUGCUAUUCCUCUCUCUCUCUCUCUCUCUUUAACAACAAUGGACCCUAGAACUAUAUCCUGUGUACCUCACUGUCCAAUAGGAAAACAGUAAAGUGCCUUCUAGGAAUCUGCGUAACUAACACACCCUGCUUUUUUGGCCCUUUACUUGCUGAAGGAGAAAAGAACAAGGACAAAGAUAAGCUUUAAGUAUUGACAUACCAAAUGGCACUUUUGUUGAAAUAAAACUUAAAAGAAUG